Messenger RNA from Colletotrichum graminicola M1.001, 1224 nucleotides. RefSeq names its product centromere binding protein B. NCBI's taxonomy places the organism in Eukaryota, Fungi, Ascomycota, Sordariomycetes, Glomerellales, Glomerellaceae. Bases 1 to 1224 code for a protein of 407 amino acids. Gene Ontology annotation, molecular function: DNA binding. The record is from RefSeq and is a predicted model, not a curated record. Gene Ontology annotation, cellular component: nucleus. The transcript has a single exon.
AUGUCGGACCACGAUCACACCCAGGACGCACACCACGACACCGCCCACGAACUCCACCACCCGCCGCAGCCAGACGUCCUCCCUGGCGGCCCCGGUCCCGACGGCACCGAGAACCCCAUCUCCACCCCGAAGGAACGCUCCUCCCUCUCUCUCGACCAGCGCCGCGCCUUGCGCCGUUGGGCCAACGCGCAGACCAUCCGCCCGAGCCACAAGGCCUGCAUCGACUGGUUCUACAAUCAGUAUGGCCAGCACAUCUCCCAGUCCACAGUCUCCCACUCCCUGAGUCCAAAGUACUCCCGCCUCGAUGGCGACAACCCCCAGCUGAGCGGCUCGCGCUUGCGUUUUGGCAACUGGCCUGACGUCGAAAAGCUCGUCCUGCGCUGGUACCAGCAGGUCCAGGCUACCGGCCGCCAUCCGACCAACGAAGAGCUCGGCGAGAAGGCCAAAGCCAUCUUCACUGCCCUGCCCCGCUACAAGGAAGAAACGCCCCCCGAGUUCUCCCCCGGCUGGAUCCACCGCUUCAAAAAGCGCUAUGGCCUGCUCAUCCGGCGUCAGCGCCGCCAUGGUGACGGCGGCAUCAAUCCUGCUGAGGACAUUGGCUACCUCGCCGACUGCGUCCCGCGUCUGAUGGCCCUUUCCGCCGAUACCAGCCCCGCCGCCAUCCGCGAGGCCAUCCUCCGCUCCAUUGGCGUCGAGACGAGUCUCCAGGUCUGCGCUCUCGUGCGCGACGAGGUCCUGCGCCGCUUGAGCGGCGGCCCUGGCGGCGGCGCUUCCGCGAACCCGAUCUCUCCCUCUGCAACGGUACACACACCCGACCACCACAGCGCCGACACGAGCAUGGUUCCGCCCCCGGGCAACGACACCCCCAUGUAUGGCGACGAGGACCCAGACAUUGCGCUUCAGAACGCGCUGCGCCAGCUGCAGCAGGAGGAGGCUGAGGCCGAGGUUACGGCGGCGGCGGCAAGGGAGGAGCGGGAACAGCGUGAGCGCGCGCAGGGCACCGCGGCUGCCGCCCUCGCGACACCCGCCGUCCAGAGGGCCACAUCUACGGCCUCGCGGUUCAUCCCCUCGACUCCCGAGCUGAAUCUCACGCCCAUUAGGAAUGACGAUCCGGUCUCCGUCAACGAGCGGCCCUUGCGUUGUCCCUUCUGCGUGAAUCAGAGGAUGCUCCGGACCAUUAAGGAGGCAGUCGAGCACAUGUCUACUCACGUUGUUGUUUCUUGA